AGGCGGCGGAGCGAAUCAGUCUCGUUGGCAAAGCAAGACUUGUCGGUUUGCGGCUUUUGUAGAUGAUCUCGUCGCGUAUAUCGAUCUUGAUGCGUGAGAGAACAAGACGUUGCCAGGCGAAAGGGAAUACAUUUUGCGAAUUAGAACGCGCUGUGUUGCGGUCGCGUACGACGCCGCCGCGAUGAUUGCUCACGCUCGCGAAACAUUCAGCGUGGGAUUUCCGGUCGAUGGAUGACGAGGGAAACGCGGCGUGAAAAGUUGCCGAUACUUGUACGAGGCUCGAAGAUGGCAGACACGAGCCAACAAGCAUUAAGCGAGCCACACACGAACGGAAUGGUGGACGGUUUGACGGAAGAUGAAAAAAGCAAGAUGAGACCCGCCGAUAUCGAUGCGGAUAUGAGAGAAAUGGAGAGGAGAAAGAGGGUCGAGAUGAUGAUGAACUCACGAAUCUUCCGGGAAGAGCUGGAACGUAUAAUUGAGACACAGAUGAGGGAUGGUGCUGGACCCUCUGGUCUUCUGCAACAGAUCUCUGACAUGAUGGGUGCACAGGGAGCCCGAUUCAAUGGCAAUGUGUUCAAAAAUUCGAAUUGCGUCUUGCCUAUCAACGACAUACGCGGCGUGGAGAGCAUGGGAUACGCCAAGGGCGAGAAAUUGCUACGGUGCAAGAUGGCGGCGGUUUUCAGAUUGCUCGAUCUUUACGGAUGGACGCAGGGCGUCGGCGGGCAAAUCACUUCCCGUCUCAAUCAGGACCAGGAGCAUUUUUUGGUGAAUCCUUACGGGCUACUCUAUCACGAGGUCACCGCCUCGAGUUUGAUCAAGGUGGACAUGCAGGGCACGAUUGUCGAACAGGGGACGACCAACUUCGGCGUGCACGUCGCCGGUUUCCAAUUACACUCGACAAUACACGCUGCGAGACCCGAUAUCAAGUGUAUUAUUCAUAUUACUACUCCGUCCGUUACCGCUGUUUCCUCCCUCAAGUGUGGAUUGUUACCAAUCGGUCAGGAGAGCAUAGUGAUAGGCGAAGUGAGCACCCAUCAGUACAUAGGAGGUUCCGUCGAGCCGGAGGAACGUGAGAAGAUUGCUAGAAACCUCGGACCGAUCAAUAAGGUUAUGCUCCUGACGAAUCGCGGUGCUCUUUGCUGCGGAGAAACCGUGGAAGAGGCGUUCUUUAACGUUUACAAUACCGUAGUCGCCUGUGAGACGCAGCUGAAGCUAAUGCCCGCGGGCGUAGAUAAUCUAAGCCUUAUCAGCGAGGAAUCGAAGAAAGCUAUAUUCGAGGCGUCGCGAAAACCGCCGAUCCCUCAGCAACAAACCUCAGCGGUAGAGUCGUCCGCACUCGCGGAGAAGCUCGAGAAACGUUGGAGAAUCGGCGGCGCUGAGUUCGAAGCCCUCAUGAGAAUGCUCGAUAACGCUGGAUUCCGUACGGGCUACAUAUAUAGAAAUCCACUUGUAAAGGGAGAACCCCCGAGACCACGAAACGAUGUUGAAGUUCCACCGGCCGUAUCGUCCUUAGGAUAUCUGCUCGAGGAGGAAGAAUUAUAUAAACAAGGGCUGUGGAAGGGCGGACGAAAGGGCACGGACAGAUCCCGUUGGUUAAAUUCACCAAAUGUCUACCAGAAGGUUGAAAUCCUGGAAACUGGAACACCCGAUCCUAAAAAGAUCACCAAGUGGGUGUCUGAUGGAUCUCCUACCCAUAGCAGCACACCAGUCAAGAUAGACAGUGCUCUUCAGUUUGUUCCGAAAAACACCAAUCCAAAGGAGUUCAAACAAUUACAACAGCAGAUUAAAGAUUAUCGACGAGCAGAGAAAAUAUCGGCUGGUCCACAAUCCCAUAUAUUGGAAGGGGUAUCAUGGGAGGAAGCUAAGAAAAUGCAGGACGCGACAAUUAGUGGUACCGGAGAACAAGUAGUUUUAGUAGGAGCCGCUAGCAAGGGUAUUAUACAGCGUGGUUUCCAACACAAUGCGAUGGUGUACAAGACACCUUAUGCCAAAAAUCCUUUCGACGCCGUCACGGAUCAAGAAUUGGAUCAGUACAAGAAAGAAGUUGAACGCAAACAGAAGGGAGAUCCUUACGAUGAAUCACAAUCAGAAUCCGAGGCCUUGUCAUCCUUUAACAUCAGUCGUGCGACGCAUGAAUCCAGCACUGCCAAGAGUCCUAUUCAGUCACCAGUUUCUGUUACCUCGGAAACGGAGGAAGAGAGUAGAGACGAACCCCGAGUAUUGCGAAUAGAAACGAAACAAGUGCCUGCGCCGAGUCAACCCGAAGUUGUGUUAAGCGACGUGAAUGAUGCUACUGCAGAGUACCUUAAUGAGAUGCGCUACAGAAUGACUGAGCGACAAAGCGGUUACAAAGGAGGAGAAAAUACCGUAAACGGCGAUCACUCGGACGCUCAUCACAGUACUUUUUCGCAUAGUAGCAAGGAGGGUUCCAUGUCGCAGGAUGUGAGCGUUAGCGAGGAGUCGCCAAAGAAGGAAAAGAAGAAGAAGAAGGGCCUUAGGACGCCAUCCUUCCUUAAAAAGAAGAAGGAAAAGAAGAAGUCGGUCGAGGCGUAGGUAGUCGUAGCUCAGACACUGCCACAAGCAAAAGCUUCUCGUAAAAAAUAAAACAAACAUGCAAGUUUAAACUCAAGAUCGAAACGCGAGCUCGGUUUAAGAUAAAGGAUGAGAUUCGACGAGUAUGACGAAGCACAGACGAAACGGCGAAAGAUGAAACGGAGGAAUGCGCGAGGAAAAAUCGAAGCGCGAACGAGCAACAAUCACAGCAUCUUUCCAGGACUCAAGACUGCCAUCGCAUUACGUCUACGAUAAGGAAACUAUAUUGUACUGUUAAUGUUUUUACGUUUUUAAUUUGUUAAGCGUCGCGCUAAUGUAUUUAAUCCGCUAUUUAAUUUUGCCUCUCCUAUCCCGUUUGUGUGUAACGCAAUAAAGAGUUACAUAUGCAUACUUUGCGACGAAGAAAGAACAGACUGAUAGAGAGAGAGAGAGAGAGAGGCGUCAUCAUUAUUGUCGUCUUUAUUAUUUCGUUUGCCAAUGUCGACGUCGUUGCCCCGUUGCCAUUGUCGUAAAUUCUCGUCCUCUUUCUGCUCGUCGUUUCCGUCGAUAUCGACACCAACGUUGUCAUCGUCGUCACCGCCGCCUUCGUCGUCGUCUUCGUUAUUAUCAUUAUCAUCAUUCAUCGUUAUCGUUAUCAUCAUUAUUAUUGUCGCCAUCGCCAUUAUCAUAGUCAUCCUCGCCGUCGUUGUCGACGUUGUUGCUAUAUUAUGGUCAUCGUUGCUAUUUGCUUCUACUCUAUUUUUUUCCUCUAUCUCAAGAUUAUCUCAAUGAUUAUAACUGGUAAUUUUUAGAUUAGGAGAAAAAAUUUCGUACAUGCAGGUCUCUCUUGUGAAGCGGAGGGAUGGAGAUAUAAUGCUAUACUUUGCGUAAACUUUGCGCGAAUAUAUAUCGAUACGAAACAUAUUUUAUCUCGAAUGAUUUUCGUGGACUUGAACUGCAGGGCGAUACUGAAUCGGCUCUAUCGCGAAGAAAAAAAAAGAAGUAGAAGUGAAUGCGAAAGGCUGUGUUCUAGAAUUUUGAAGCUGGCGUGCGAAAGAAAAUGCGUUGCGCGAGAAUAUACGGAUCUCAUACGACAGUCCUCUUGUAUCAAAAGCAUCCGGACAAUAGAAAUCGUCUCUGACUCCCGGACUGAUGUACUCGUCUUCGUGAUAUGUAUAAAGUAAUUUGUGCCGUAUGAUAGCCCGUCGAUUACGAUUGUUACAGAGUUGAGAACUUUAUUACAGACUAUCGAUUGGCGCUUAUAUCGACAUAAUACUUUAUAAUUUAUGUCAACUCAAUAAAGAAAAAGAAAAUAGCGCGUAACGAUGACAGUGAGUCAUCAUGCCUCACGGCGACAUUCGUCAGCUUGUAUUAAUUGUUACCAAAUUUGAACAAUCGGUAAGCAGCUUUUAGGUGUGUCCAUUAAAAAGAUGUAAAGUAGAUGUGACUCAGAGUGGAACUGAGGUGGAAUCCGAAAUACGGCGACGUGUGCUCUCACGAAAUUUUCAAUUUUAUCUAUUUAUUCGACCUAACAAAAUAAUUUAACCAUUUCGAAAUUUAUUAUGAUGAAUAUUCGUUGUACAUACAGAAGCGCAGAAUCAUGUAAGAAUUUUUUGUUUUCCCCUCUCCUUUUACGACGGAUUAAUUUACUCAUUUAUAUGUAAAAGACGUGCCUUUCGUAUCUUCGUCAAUCGAUUAGUCUUUAGCACAUUCGACACCCGUUUCAAUCUUUACUACGUAUCUACUGAUUUGCAAUUGAGUAAUCGUUCGAUUUACCUUUGGUCGUCGCGCGUCAUUUGCAGUUGAAUAACAUUUUUUUGCAAUAACUUCAACAAGUCGAACUUGGUUGGACCAAGUAAGAAGAAUAUCUUUCCCAGAGUCGUGUCGUCUUCGAUAUGGUCGUACAUUUUAAUUGAAUAAGAAGAGCUCUCUUGAAGAGCAAUCAAAGCCGCGAAUGCGGAACAUUGCGAUUUUUCGUCAUUCUCUUUGGCUUGUUGAAGCUGUCGGAGGAGUGUUGUUCAAAUUGAUAAUUCGAGCACUAAUGAUUACAUUAGUAAUGUUCUUCAUCCGUAAUUAACGAUCGACCGCUUAUACAACGUGUGUUUUGUACAAAUAAAAGUCGGCGUUAUAUCCUAUACAUAACAUAAUGUAUAACUGUAUGUAUAUCUGCGUAUAAUACCGAGCCGUGUUAUACGUAGAACCGAGUAUAUGUAAACGAGAAGGAUAUAUAGUACUGUUUUAACAGUUUGAGCAUUAUGAAUCAUUCAUGCUCGAAGUGGCUGAAAGGACUAGAAUAGAUAAUAAUGAGAACGAAAUAAAGCGCACAUGCACAUUGGCUUGCAA
Wasmannia auropunctata (little fire ant) is the source of this 4875-nucleotide messenger RNA. RefSeq names its product protein hu-li tai shao (gene hts). The record is from RefSeq and is a predicted model, not a curated record. Gene Ontology annotation, cellular component: postsynaptic density; plasma membrane; cytoskeleton. Gene Ontology annotation, molecular function: actin filament binding. NCBI's taxonomy places the organism in Eukaryota, Metazoa, Arthropoda, Insecta, Hymenoptera, Formicidae. The coding region runs from base 232 to 2553 and encodes 773 amino acids. The transcript is spliced from 16 exons.